UUGUCAGUGCAAGUUACAAGAAUUGUCUUUAUUUAAACUAAAGCGGGGAAAAAAACGAUUUAAAGACUUCAACUAGUAAUUCUAUAGGGAUGCACGUAUACUAAUGAGAAAAUUAUAUUAGUAUUAUGUACGAUCGUUCUUUCUACUCGAAAGGAACGGCCAAGAACGGUCACUCUACCAACUUUAUUGCUUUAUUCGCGCCAUACUUUGGUUCAUCCACGUGCAGUGCAUUCUUGUCUUUUGAUAUACCAUCAACAUGUCUGCUAAAGUUGUUAAGCAGUUUCGACGAGUAAGUUUCCUUUUCGUAAUGUAGAUUUUUGUAUCUGUGAAAUCUGGAAUCGACAGGAAGAUAAAUGUGAUCUUUCUUGAUGGGGAUGGGAGCUGGUUUUUUCAUUACCAGAAACUAAUGCUAUAUCACCGAAAAUCGCUGUAUAAAAGCUGCCGAAACAUUGAUUUACAAGCAUUAAAUUCUCACGCGUUGCAUUACGAAUAAAUGUGAAAUUUGAUGUAGCGCAUCGCUGACAUCAUUGCUUUGGGACUUUUGUUUUCAGAUAAUUGGACAAAAGAGAACAACGGCCUUGAGCCAUUUCACUAAAACAGGGACACGUAUCCCUGGUGAAACGAGAGCUGUGUUUCUUGCAAGAAUGAGAGGUGAGUGGGCUCGCUUGAGAGCAGAGGAAAAACAACAAUUCAAAAAAGAGGCAAUGUCCUGCAGAGGGCAACUUCCUCAAGAUGAAGGACAAAAAACUGCAUACUUGAGGAGGGUGUGCUCUGAAUUAAAUCAGCUGACUGACUUCAUGAAGCAGCUUGGCUGGUCGUUUUUUUAUAAAAUAACAACUGAAACCAGCAUCCUGGAGUCUCCAGGAGGACAAGCUGCUUCCGUGCAACAAAACCCAACACCCCCACCAACACGUAUCCCAAGGCCACCAAAAGGGGCGAAGGAGGAGGAAAGGGCCAACCUGCGGCGGGAGGUUCAAAACCUCUUCAAUGAACUGUAUGGCCAAGCCACUGGAAGUAUGGGAAAUUUCCCAUAUAAGAAGCAUAAGAUCUGUCCAGAGGUGGCUGUGACAGGUCUGCCUGAAGGUGUUCCUUUCAAGGAACCCUUCAGCUAUGGCUUGCCGGCAUUAAAAGCCAUAAUUGCCGAAAAACAUAAAAUACAAAUGCAUCUAAUUCAGGCAAGCUUAUCAGAAGACGUGGCACCAGGAGAGGAUACAACUCCUGCUAUCAGAGCACAGUCUUUGUGGCAGCAGUUGACAGGCUCCUGUGCUGCAGUGUCCUCACAGAGGAAUGGCAGUGUCUCUGUUGUUGCUAAGGUGACACACUUGGAUGCUACCUCCCCAGGAACAGAAGACUGUGUUGCCCCAACCCCCCAUGAGAGUACACAUGCUCCUGGAAAUGUACAUGAGGUACUUCCCACCUUCAGCCCCAAUGUGGAUACAUCUGGAGUUCCUGAUGCCAAUAAUGAACAUGAGGUACGGCCCACCUUCAGCCCCAAUGUGGAUACAUCUGGAGUUCCUGAUGCCAAUAAUGAACAUGAGGUACGGCCCACCUUCAUCCCCAAUGUGGAUACAUCUGGAGUUCCUGAUGCCAAUAAUGAACAUGAGGUACUUCCCACCUUCAGCCCCAAUGUGGAUACAUCUGGAGUUCCUGAUGCCAAUAAUGAACAUGAGGUACGGCCCACCUUCAGCCCCAAUGUGGAUACAUCUGGAGUUCCUGAUGCCAAUGCCAUGUCUACGGGUCCAGAAAAAACUGCUGAGAAGUCAUCUACAAAUGGAGCAGUAAAGAAAAGCCAAUGGAAGGCCGAGGAAGUGGCAGCUGUCCAGCUCCAUUUCCAGGAGGAACUGGAAGGAAGAAAGCUGGUCCAGAUGGCCAACAUAAAGAAAUUUGUUGUCAUGACAAAUUUCUCCAGAACACCAUCUGCUGUGCAGAAAUUUCUGCUGAGAAGAAGAAAAGAGCACAGGACCCAGUGACAUCUGGAUCAGUUGUCUUCCUGCCAUUUUGCUGUAUAUUAAUAUAAUUUUUCUGUAUAUGACUAUAUUUUGUGGUGUUAACAUUUUUUUAUGUUGUUGAAUUCCCUUGUGCCAGAAAUUGUGAUUAAAUUGUGUACAGAUAUUUUAACAGAACAUAUAAAAACAUUGCAUUUACACAUAUAUAUAUGGCAUGUGAUUGUGUUUGAUGCUGUAGCUUUAAAAUCCAAUUUCAACACAAUUUGUUCAUAUGAUGUCAUGAGAGUUUUUCACUGAGAGUAACUGUAAGUUUUUUCUUUUAAGCUUUGGUUUGUGUAGGUAUUUUUUAAUGUUGCCUCGUUACUCUGCAUUAUUGAAUCAUAUAGUACCGUAAAAGUGUCUGUUUAUUGGUGUUUACUAAUCACAUAGAUGUGUGUAAAUCAGAGGUGAACCUUAUUUUAUGAAGUUGGCCAAGGGUGUUUUCAAAUAAGGGUGUUUUCAAAUAUUUGAGAUUUGGUACUGGGAGUGUGAAAAUGUUGGAGAUUUUGGAUGUUUCACCCUUCCUUGCUUAUUUAGAACAGCAUAUAACAUAUCAUAUGUGGAUCUGACUGGUCGGUAACAGACUUAAUGUGUAAGAAAUUUAUAGAUGUUGGGGCAGUAUGUAAUUAGUUUUAAAUUUUGAUACUAUCUAGAUAUGAGUGAUGCUUACUUUGCAAGCUACUUGUUACUUUCUUCUGAAAUAAAACAAG
Molecule: messenger RNA, 2695 nt
Organism: Pomacea canaliculata
Lineage: Eukaryota; Metazoa; Mollusca; Gastropoda; Architaenioglossa; Ampullariidae
Product: general transcription factor II-I repeat domain-containing protein 1-like
Exons: 15
Coding region: 645-1970 (441 amino acids)
Cellular component (GO): nucleus
Molecular function (GO): DNA-binding transcription factor activity
Source: RefSeq, a predicted model, not a curated record